CGGAAAAUGCCUUCGCCAGGGUGUAAAACGGAAACGCGCAGGUGUGAAAACGUUACUUUAAAUCCGAGAAAUCUGAUUUAUUACAAGGAUAAUAUCAAGAUUUACUCUGGGGUCAGACUUUCUUUUAUCAGGAACAUCAUGAUUCGUCAGGGGACAGCGCAGGAGAAACAAGGAGAUCUGAGUGAUUUGAAGGAGAAGACAACUGCAGAACUGAUUGAUUUAUUAGCCAGGCAGGAGAAGCUACUAGCAAAUAGAAAUUUCCUGAUGCGAUUACAGGACAAGGGGGAAAAAGUGGAAAACCUUGCUGAGAAAUUGAGAUUACUGAUAAAGGAGCGUGAGGAGGUGGACAAAGCUGCAAGACUAUUUGAAAAAAUGGACAUCGGUCAAGCGGAUUCAACCAUAACUCAUGUGACAGAGAGGACGGUAAUCGACCAAUCUAAAACCAGUGUAACAGGGACGGUUAAGAAAAGUAACGUCUCUGAUGCAAGCGUCGUGAAGCGAGAAAAUAGAGACAAAUUCAAACCGAACAAGGACUUGAAGUCGACUGCGAUACCCGAUGGCUUGCCAAGACCUUCUAUAGAGCCUUCUCCGUUGAGAGGUCAGGGAUCACAUGAAAGGUCGUCGAUGGAUGAGAGGGAUGCUGACCUGUCGUCAGCGAAGAUCCCACCACUGAAGAAUCAAGAAGCCCAGGUUGUAGAAUUCAGCGAGUCUGCCAAAUUACUCGAGGAACAGAAGAAACAUGCAGAGGCUUUAGUUGCCAAGCAAGCGGCUGAGAGAUUGACAGAAAGGCUCCAUAUCCAAAUGGGUGAUUUCAUCCCUGAAGUUCAACAAGGAAGUUACCGAGGCGGUGAAAUUGAUAGUGAUGAUGAGGAAUCAGAAGAAGGAUCAGAUGACGAAGGAUCGGAUGAUGGAGGGGAAGGUGAUGGUGAUUGAUGGUGCUUUGUUCUUUACAAGAGGCAUCAAUUUCAGUCAGUGGUGCUCUAUCAGGCCAUGGAAGCAAUAAAAGCUUUACCUCAUGGCUGGGAGGAGGCCUACACAGCUGAUGGAAGACAAUACUACUUCAAUCAUGUCACUCAGUGUACAACGUGGAUACACCCCCUUUCUGAUGCUAACCAUCUUCCAAGCAUAAAUGAGAGAUAGUCUGCCGGAGACAAGGAUGUGGUACCAAUCUUGAAUCUUCAUCUGCACUGAAUGUCUGGUGUGAUCACUUGUUGGUAUUUACAUAGACAUGUAUAAUCCACCUGUAUAGAAAGACCGCCUCAUAAAGACCAAUCGUUAUAUCCUUUGAAACAUAGAACAAUGGAACCUUUUUCAUAAAUUCCUCUUUUUCUUAUGUAAGAGAGAUGACUUACCAGGGACUGGCACUUGGACACCAGUAAUUAUAAACACUUUAAUUUUGGUGUUCCACUUACAUGUGUAUCUACUUAGUAUGGGAGAUUUUCACCUUUAAAAUCAAAUUGAAUGAACCAAAUGUCAGUUUAAAAGAUUUUAUAUGCAUUCACUACUCGCGAGCCAAGGUAGGAAAUAAUGUUUAUUUCUAGGGGCACUUUUCCCACCUUGGGGGGCAAUUGCUAAAUUUUUUGGGCUAUUCUUUCAUUUUCAAAGUCUACUUCAAUCAUUUUGCUUUUCUCAUUAUAUUCUGCUCUAUGUAGAAGAUACAUUUUCAAAACACUCUUAGAAAUUGUUUUGUGGCAGAUCUUGGGGUGAAUAAGGAAAAUAUUGUUGCCCUAAAGCAUUCAAAUUUUUGAAUUUUAGGGGUGAUUUCCUACAUUUUCAUGAACUCAUCUUUUAUGUGUUUUGUAUGACUUUUAUGUAUCUCAAAGGAGCAGGUCCAAGCUAUUAUCUCUGAACAGUAAUUUUCUGUUGAAAAAAUUAUUUUUCCGUUUCUGAAAACCUUUUAUUCUGUUUCCAACUUGGUGUAAAAUGAAAUUCUGUUUUGUCAUUAAAAAAAUUUACACAGAACAAACAUGAACCCUUUUGCAAUGAAAUUUCCCACAGAAAGUAUAGUACCAAAACAGAUUGUUUGUUUUUAUUAAGCUGUCAACAGAAAAUCACUGUCACCAUUAAACUAUUUGCUGUCAUCCAAAAGUAUCUGAAUUAUCUGUAACAGUUGUUUUUAAAAUAGAUGCAUACUGGGAGGACAUGGUCAUGGAUACUAGUAAUCAAAAAUACUUUGUGCAUAAGGUUGGCAAUGAUUUGCGUACAUUGUGUGGCUUAUCAACAGUAUGCUGUCGGAUUAGUACUAGUAGGAUUUUUUGUGGAGUUAACUUGGUUUGCAUGAAGUUACUAAUUGUAAUACUUUGUGUUGAAUAUUCUGCAAAAGUGGACCCAAAGGUUUUCCAGAGUUUUUCCCUAAUGAGUUUUAUCUCUGGUUUUUUACCCUGGAUCUACUUGUCGUAGAAUUUCAAGGGGAAUGCAAGUCCCGAACCAUGGGGGAAAUUGAAUCGUAAGCCAUGCGAAAGGCUUGUUUACUUUGAUACACGCAAUGAUAAUACUGUAAUGCGAGUCUGUUGGAUUAAUGAAAUAAAAAAUCGGAAAGCACAAAUUCGACUCAACCCAGGGUCGUUAUUUAUUUUGGUUACAAUCCUUCGGCCUAGACAAACCUCUUGUAUCACACAUAUGUGUUCAAAGUGAAAAUUUAGUUUGCUUCUGGAUUGCUCGACUGGUUGGUCAGCCUUUAAUCUGAUCCUUCUGUUUGACCCUUUUAGACACACUGGCACUGAUUAUUUAAUACCCCUUUAGGCUUGUCUCAGAUUCUACUUGUAAUUGCUCUUUUAUUUGUAACCAGCCACCCCCAAACCAACAAUAAGUUGCAGGGGAAGGUUCUCUGUAGAUUAGGGGGUAGAUUAGCCAAAAUAGUAAAUUUGAUCCUCAAAAUGGGAGAAAAAAAAUUGCUUAUUUUAAAGAGUAAUUCUUCAUUCUAUCAAAGAUUGUAAUUUAGAAAAGUUGAAUAGAAAAAAUAGAUAUAAGAGUUUCUUUGACACAAGUUUUUGCAGACUGCUUGAAAGUUCCACAGUGUACAUCUCAUGCUUGAGUGAACUCCAAAUUUCGAAUGUUGUUUUCUCCUCGUUUUUUAAAGCUCUCGCUUAGUUUUUCUGCAUUCAGUGAAGUGUUUGUGUGGGUUAUUGUUUAUCAAUUUUGACAAGUUACAAUUUAUAUCUCAUUUGAAAGCUUAAAGGAUGUUCUUUUUCGAACUCAAUAAAAAAAUCUCAAAAUUCAUGUUGGGCAACCUUAUCGCUGGUUUAGGGGUGGCUGUUCUAUUGACUUAUAGCAUGAAAUUUGAAAUGCAGGGCAAUAUGUAAUGCCACUCAGCAUAGACUAUUAUCGUAUGAUUCGUAUCGAAUCUAAUUGAGGCUGAGCCGAGCAAGACAUGCUUCCCCUUGGUUCGUGACUUGCGUUCUCCUUUAACACAUCUGAUCUCCCCCCCCCCCCAAUUCUGUGCACAAUACCUUUAUCAGUGUUAACUUUUGUCCAAUUUUGUAAAUUAUCACACAAAAAGACUUUAUGAUAUGAAUUUUUUUUAUUUCAACUUCUAAAUUAGAGAAAGCUAUUUUAAAUACAGGAAUAGCCAAGUAUGGAAUUGGCUAAUCCAGUCCUUUUGUGUUUUUCAAUUUCACAAAAUAUUUUUUGUAUCAUCUGCAUAGAUAAUGAAAUUUUAUAUUUUAAAGGAUUUAAUGAUGUCAAUGACACAAAUUAAUUAAAAACAACAAUAAUAAACACCCAAGUACACUUCAUUUCAGGAUAGCACAUGUUUUGGAAAAAAUAUCUUUGGAAAAAAUAUCAGAUUAAAAGUUAUUAAAAGAAGUAAACUAAAUUGGUCCAAACAUGUGCAAGAUGAAAAAGGUGGCUCUGGUCAAAGCCACAGAGGUCAUUGGGUACCCCAAAAUAUCCUGUUUUCAUGUAGAAAUGAAUAACCAUGUGAAGAUUCAACUUUAAACUUACCUCUUGCAUAUGAGUGUGACAAAGAUCGUGAAUCCAUCUAUUUUAUUUCAAAUUUUCACAAGUCCCAGUAAUAUAUAUACAUGGUGCUAGUGAUGUGUUUUUUUUCUCCUUAGAUAUAUCCAGAGUACAUGUAUAUAGUCCUGGUGUUAGAUAUUUGAAAAGCUUAUGAAUCUAGCAAAAUAAUUAUUGGCACUGUUUCACAAAUAGAUAAAUCUGACUGAAAGUCAUGCCCAAUUGUUAAUGUGCAAAAUGAUAUUUCAUGUGCAGUCUUAUUGAUGUAUACACAGUAGAGUGCAUCUUCUGAGGGUGAUCCAAUCAAUAUGAUGAUCUAUUAUUUCCCACAUGCAAGUGAAAAUUAAGAGUAAUUUUUUGGUCACACUCAAAUCUUUGUGAAAUGCUUCUUUGAUCUGUCUCUUACUGUAUGUCACAUGUAAUGUACAAUAGCUUGGACCUGCCCUAUAAUGUUUGCUUUCUGUACUAUGUAAUUGUUUUUUUGAUG
Lytechinus pictus (painted urchin) is the source of this 4441-nucleotide messenger RNA. Its product is annotated as DNA-directed RNA polymerase II subunit GRINL1A-like. NCBI's taxonomy places the organism in Eukaryota, Metazoa, Echinodermata, Echinoidea, Temnopleuroida, Toxopneustidae. Gene Ontology annotation, molecular function: transcription elongation factor activity. The transcript has 7 exons. Gene Ontology annotation, biological process: transcription elongation by RNA polymerase II. The record is from RefSeq and is a predicted model, not a curated record. Gene Ontology annotation, cellular component: nucleus. The coding region runs from base 7 to 933 and encodes 308 amino acids.